UUGUUUCCGUACGUCACUUGGCGUUGCAAAUCCAGAAGCAGCACAAGGUUGCUCGACACAUUUCGCCAUCUCUCCGAGUGUUUCUCUGUAUUUCUGGAGUGACUAGCCGGACUGCGUUUAGUUUCCGAGUUGACAGCAGCGUCAUGGCGUCUGGAGGCCCCGUGUUGAAUGGCGACAUCUCUUGCUCUCCCGUACAGUCGGGUGCGGUGGAAGAAACCCUGCAGCAGAUGAACAUCCUCAUCCAGGAGAACCGAGACCUGAAAGAGGCCCUGCGUCAGACCAACCUGUCGAUGAAGGAGCGUUUCGAGGGUCUGUCCGUGUGGCGGGUGAAGCAGCGGGAGGAGCGGGACUUCCUGGAGAGCAGGCUGGAGGAGGCUCGGGGCCACAUGGAGUCGCUGACCCUCCAAAACCAGGAGCUGGGCAAGAGGGUGGAGGGGGACGGGAGGACAGGGGGAGCUCUGGGAAGCUUGCUGGCGGUGUCGUCCAAUCAGAGUGCAGAGGUGGAUACCCUGCGUGCCCACGUCGCUCGCCUGCAGGCAGAGAAGAACGACCUGGUGGCCAUGAACUCCGAGCUGCAGCUGAAGGUGGACCAGGACUCACACGACGACUCCUUCAUUGAGAUCAUCAGGGUCUCGGAUGAAGUCAUAGACAGCGUGAACGGAGUGUGUGGUUCGGAGCGCAGCCGACGUCCGGACCUGAGCAUGACGGCGUCCCGGCUGGAAAGCGAGGAGAUGACCGUCAGCCAGCUCCUCCAGUCACUGAGGAACGAGACACAGCGGGCCGAGCGGCUGCAGGGCGAGCUUCAGUCCUCUGCCGCCAGGAUUAGACAGCUGAAGGAGAGGAAGGCGGAUGUGGAGAAAUCAACACAGACUCCCCAGGCAGAGGCCAAGGAGGAUUCGGGGAAAGAGGAAAAGGCGGCGUCCGAGGUGGAGAAUCUGAAGUCUCAGACGAUGACGCUGUUCAAGGAGCUGCAGCAUGCCCAGAGCAAGCUGGACGAAGCAGAAGGCAUGAAGAAGAACCUGCAGGACAGAUGUCGGGAGGUGGAGCAGGACGUGGUCACUCUGAAGGCUCAGCUGGUGGAGAAGCAGGCCGUUCAGUCGGAGAACGACCGGCUGAAGCUGCAGGUGGACAGCAUGCAGGCUCAGAGCCAGAUGGAGCAGAGGAAGGCCGCGGAUGAGAGGUCAGAGACAACACAGAUAUAU
Molecule: messenger RNA, 1202 nt
Organism: Anarrhichthys ocellatus (wolf-eel)
Lineage: Eukaryota; Metazoa; Chordata; Actinopteri; Perciformes; Anarhichadidae
Product: optineurin-like
Exons: 8
Biological process (GO): protein localization to Golgi apparatus; regulation of canonical NF-kappaB signal transduction; Golgi ribbon formation
Cellular component (GO): cytoplasm; nucleus; Golgi apparatus
Molecular function (GO): K63-linked polyubiquitin modification-dependent protein binding
Source: RefSeq, a predicted model, not a curated record